AUGUCGUUCCCAAUUCUCAUCGCUUAUAUCGGUCUCUACGUCGGAACCUAUUACCUCAGUCCCACUGGCCCUGGAUCCGAGCACCGCGACGGCGACUCCGGACGCAUACCACCUCUGGCGAUCGUCCUCACGCUACUCGGCCCUGAAAUCAUUCAGAAGACAUUUGCUGUCACGACUGCGAUGUCGAAGACAGAGUCUCCAUGUUUCGGUUUCGGGUGGCUGGCUUAUAGCUUGUCACUCUUGUCGUCAGUCACGUCUAGCAGUGGUGAUGUGAUGCCGAAACCGGAGUGCGAUGUGCAGGUCCUGGACAUGAAGACGGGGAAUAGACGGUCGAACAAGGAGUUUGCUGUUGCGAGGCUACUCCGCGGUUUGGAAACCCGCUCUGUUCCGCCCAGCAUCGAUGACAAGUUUGACCAGGAUAGCGAGGUUGUCGUCGAGAUCCUCCAACCCACUGGUAUAUCCUCCGCUUCCACUUCCCUCAGGAACUUACUCCAGAGCGGUAGCUUGAUGACCGCAAUCCUCCAAUUCUGUCUUGCCGGCGCAUUCUGGUUCUACUACGGCGAUCUCUCACCACUCCUGCUGCUCAGCAUAUCAAUCUUGCUUAUCGAAGCUACAGCCAGCCUACCCGUCUGGACUGCUCAGAAAAACGCUUCCUUUACCCACCGUAGUCGGAACAGCGCGUACGCACUCAUGCGCGACACCGACUCCCCACCCAGCCGCAUCUACAUCAUCCAGCCCUCCUCAACGGCGUCGACCAACGAUGCAAGCAUGACCACACAUCACGCAACAUCCACCAACGCCUCAAACCCCUGUGUAUCACCCAUCAUCCUCAUCGCCGGCGCUUUCUUGAGCCAAGCACUCCUGUACACCCAGCUCUCAGAUAAUGCAGCGAUUGCUAUGCUGAUUAUCAUGUUCUGUGGUACUAUCAGUAACCUUGCUAUCGUUGCUAUGCCGCGCGUGCCACAGGUCGAUGGCGUGAAACUGGGAUCUGUUGGUGUGAUGAAGGGGGAGGGGAGUGUUGUGGAGGUUUUGAAGGACGUCGAAGCGAGAUUUGAGGGGUAUGGAGAUGUGCUGUUGAAGCAGUGUUUCCCUGAGAUGAUCGAGAAAUGGGAAGGUGGAACGGAGAAGCAGAGGAUGGGGGAGAUGGAUUGA
Molecule: messenger RNA, 1152 nt
Organism: Alternaria hordeiaustralica
Lineage: Eukaryota; Fungi; Ascomycota; Dothideomycetes; Pleosporales; Pleosporaceae
Exons: 1
Coding region: 1-1152 (383 amino acids)
Source: RefSeq, a predicted model, not a curated record